Capsicum annuum is the source of this 1914-nucleotide messenger RNA. RefSeq names its product RHOMBOID-like protein 9, chloroplastic. Bases 404 to 1654 code for a protein of 416 amino acids. Lineage: Eukaryota; Viridiplantae; Streptophyta; Magnoliopsida; Solanales; Solanaceae. Gene Ontology annotation, cellular component: membrane. The transcript is spliced from 7 exons. Gene Ontology annotation, molecular function: serine-type endopeptidase activity. The record is from RefSeq and is a predicted model, not a curated record.
UUCUUUCAUCUGUACCUCUUCCAUAAUCUAAGGAUAUUUAAUUUAGAGGUUGUUUAUCUUCUAAAUAAUCCCAAGCAUUAAAUGGAACUGACCAGCUUCUGCUACUUAGUGGUUCUCUUGUUUAUGAACAUCUCGCCAACUAUCAUGGAAUAUCACUCCUAGUUCUUCUAUAAAUUAAAGAUGCCUGCAAAUGAAAUGUGGAUCCAGAGGAAAAGGUGUCUGUGUUUGUUAUAUAAAAUGAAAGUGUACUUGAUCUGAGACAACUCUUCUUCUGGCUGCAGAAGUUUUAUCUGCACGUCUAAAAUUCUAUCACUUGCACCAGAGAAGUGACAUUUUCUAAUAUCACUAGCAAGAAUGACCAUGAAGUACCUAACGGAACCAGUAUCUUGUUGAAUAAAGCACAAUGGCCUGCACUACAGUAUUUCUAGGAAGUGUUCAUUGCAAGGGAUGCAUUCCACCGCAGGUUGUGACUAGAUUAAGUCAUGUACGUACGGAGAAUAACAGACUUUCGCCUUGGCGUAGUUCUCAGAGAGAAAUAUUCUGGACAGUGAAAUCUGCAUUGAGUAGUCAGGAGAAGCAACUGAGAGCCUUAGAUUCUUAUUUCCGAAAGCUUCAUGAUAGAAGGAGAGCAUCAUCUUCGACUGAGAUGGAAAAAGUAACAGAUAAAUAUCAUCGGCUUAAAGCAGAGAAGGUACUUCGAUCUUUGGAGUACUUUCGUGGAAAAGGUAAUGAAGAUCCAAAAUUCCAUACCUGUUCAGCUUCUGAUGACAAUACAAUUGAAGAAGAAUCAUAUUUUCCCACGAAAAUAAUCAACAGAGGUGGCAGAGCUAAGAAACUAAAACAGUACAUGAGGUUAAAAGCUAAGGAUGUAGAGAGUUCGAACGAAGUAUCAUCUAGUUUUUACUUGAUAGGCAUACUGGCUUCUAUUAAUAUUGCUGUAUUCCUCUUCGAGACAGCUAGUCCAGUCAGCAACUCUGAAAUAGGGAUAUUUUCACUUCCAAUGGUAUAUGGUGCGAAGAUAAAUCAUUUGAUCCUACUUGGUGAAUGGUGGAGGCUUCUAACACCGAUGUUUCUGCACUCAGGAGUCCUUCACAUAGCCCUUGGUUGUUGGGUGCUUCUAAAUUUUGGGCCUCAAGUAUGUAAAGCAUAUGGUUCAUUUGCAUUUUUCCUGAUAUAUCUUCUUGGAGGAAUUUCUGGUAACCUCAUCAGCUAUCUUCACACUGCGGAGCCAACUGUUGGAGGAACUGGACCUGGUUUUGCAAUAAUAGGAGCUUGGCUCAUUUAUCAAGUCCAGCACGAAGACAUGCUAGGAAAAGAAGCUCCUAAAAGCAUGAUCGAAAAGGCGAUAAUAGCAACUACUUUCAUCUGUGUCCUAAGCAACUUUGGGCCUAUAGAUGACUGGGCACAUUUUGGAACAGCAUUGAUGGGAAUAGCAUAUGGCUAUCUUAUAUGUCCAACUCCUCAAGUAGAAAGUGUUGCAUCUUCAGAAAGUGAUCAAAAAGAAGGAAUCUCAAUGGCUAAAAAAUAUUCAGAUCCUUGUAAAUCCCUUUUUUACUUCUCGCUCUUUAUUCUGCUGCUUGCUUCUUUGCUUUUGGUAAUAGAACCUCCUCUCAACUCAAUAGCUGGAGCUGGAGAUAAGUUCUAUAUAAGCUGAAGCAGGCAGUGACGGAGCUAGGAUUUUCACUAAGAGGGUUUAAUGAAGAAGUAAACCUACGGAGAAGCCAAGGAAAUUCAACAUCUACUAUAUAUACAUAAAAUAAUUUGAACCUUUUAUAUACGAUGUAAUUUUCCACACGGAUGAGCCCUUUACUUCCACUUCGCUGCGCACAGGAAGCAGGGUACUUAGAGAAAAAAAACAAUACGUUGUAAUACAGUGUUAUGGAGAUAGUUUUUGAAUAAAUGAGCUUUACAAAA